Molecule: messenger RNA, 322 nt
Organism: Mytilus trossulus (common blue mussel)
Lineage: Eukaryota; Metazoa; Mollusca; Bivalvia; Mytilida; Mytilidae
Product: calmodulin-like protein 3
Exons: 2
Coding region: 38-280 (80 amino acids)
Molecular function (GO): calcium ion binding
Source: RefSeq, a predicted model, not a curated record
AAAUGGUGUUAUAGAAUUCCCAGAGUUCCUGACGCUAAUGUCACGAAAAAUAAAUGAAAUCGACAAUGAAGAUGAAAUAAGGGACGCUAUUAAUAUAAUUUUUAAGGACAGAGAAUAUGUGAGUGCUGUAGAAAUAUGGUAUCUAAUGAGAAAAUUUGGCGAUAAAUUGUCUGACGAAGAAGUCCAAGGUUUUAUAAACCAAAGCAGAACUGAUGGAGAUGGUAAAAUCAGAUACGAAGAUUUUCUUAAAGUUAUGGGAGUAAAACCGAAGUGCGAAUGAGGCAGCAACAGUGUCCUUGGUUUAUUAUUUAUAUAAAUCAAA